AUGAACAGUAAGGAAUGCUUCAAGUGUGGACACUCUGGCCCUAAAGGAGGAGGAGCUCGAGGGCGCGGAGCUAGAGGUGGUGGCCGAGGUGCUCAGUGUAGUUCUGCCACUCUACCUGUCAUCUGUUACCCCUGCAGUGAGUCUGGUCAUCAUGCUAAGAACUGUAACCUUCUCGAUGACAUCUGCUACAACUGUGGGACAAGUGGCCACAUCGCCAAAGACUGUGUUAAGCCUAAGCGAAAGAGACAGCAGUGCUGUUACACCUGUGGCAGACCAGGGCAUCUGGCCCGUGAUUGUGACCAUCAGGAGGGGCAGAAGUGCUACUCUUGUGGCAAAUAUGGACACAUUCAGAAACACUGCGCCCGAGUCAAGUGCUACCGUUGUGGCGAGACCAGCCACAUGGCCAUCAACUGCGAGGUCAACUGCUCUCUGGGCGAACCUGGACAUCUAGGCCGGGAAUGCCCCAUUGAGGCUACCGCUUAA
Physeter macrocephalus (sperm whale) is the source of this 483-nucleotide messenger RNA. RefSeq names its product zinc finger CCHC-type containing 13 (gene ZCCHC13). NCBI's taxonomy places the organism in Eukaryota, Metazoa, Chordata, Mammalia, Artiodactyla, Physeteridae. Gene Ontology annotation, molecular function: zinc ion binding; single-stranded RNA binding; translation regulator activity. The record is from RefSeq and is a predicted model, not a curated record. Gene Ontology annotation, cellular component: cytoplasm. Gene Ontology annotation, biological process: positive regulation of cytoplasmic translation.